AUGUUUUUUGGAUCCCGCCAACUUUCCAUACAGUCCACGAAGUACAUCGGCAUACUUAAGGAUGACAAUAUAGCUGAAAUUAUUGCAACUAAAAACAUCCAAAAUUUGUAUAUUUCGAUUGGAGAAAAUCAAGAUAAAUUUAGUAAAUUUAGUAGGCCUAUUAUUUUUAAUGAUAUAGCAGCAGAUGGUGUACAUAUAAUGCACGCUGCUGCAUAUUAUAAUGCAUUGGAUAUUUUUAUUUACCUUCACAAAGUUGCAAAGCUCGAUCUUCUUUUACCAAAUGCUCAUGAUGAUAAUCCUCUACAUUAUGCUUGCGCCAAUGAUGCUUCUGAAGUUGUUGCUUACAUUUUAAGUCAAAUGACUGAUGAAGCUUUUCAAAAUGACUCCAAAAAUCAUCAAAAAUAUCUGACUUUAGCAGCUAGUUCCAAAUCCGCGCGUUCUAUACAACUUCUCUGCCUAAAAGGAAUAAAUCUUCAUCUUUAUGCAGAAAAAGCAAUACAAAGAUCAACUCUAUUAUGUGAUGCAGCUUCAUUAUCUAUCCUACUAUCGCAUCAUGGCCAAAAUAAAUCACAAACUGCACCAAUUAAUUCAGCAAUUGUUUUAGGUAGAUUAGACAGCUUGAAAAUACUUGUUGAAAGCGGUCUUAGUUUAGAUCAAGAGGAUGACCAACAUUUCCUCCCACUCUUUAGGGCUUUGAACGGAUAUUGCAUCAAUUACGAUAUCGUAAAGUUUAUUUUGAAGUAUGCUACUGUAUACGAUAUCGAGGCACAAGAUCAGAUGUCUGCGGUUCAUUUCAUCUGCAAAGGAAUGAAUGCAAAAAUUGCAAAGGAAAUCUUAUCUCACAAUAUCGAUGUGAACAAGUUUGAUGAGUAUGGUAACCCGGGGCCAUACUAUUUCUUUAAUAAAAAUCCAGACCAAGCUGUCAAAAUUCUUGACAUGCUUUAUGAAAGAGGUUUCAACGUUAACAUUAAAAAUAAGAGUACCGGGAACCUCUAA
Trichomonas vaginalis G3 is the source of this 996-nucleotide messenger RNA. RefSeq names its product spectrin binding. Lineage: Eukaryota; Parabasalia; Trichomonadida; Trichomonadidae. The coding region runs from base 1 to 996 and encodes 331 amino acids. Gene Ontology annotation, molecular function: protein binding. The transcript has a single exon. The record is from RefSeq and is a predicted model, not a curated record.